Messenger RNA from Apiotrichum porosum, 1026 nucleotides. RefSeq lists its product as uncharacterized. Lineage: Eukaryota; Fungi; Basidiomycota; Tremellomycetes; Trichosporonales; Trichosporonaceae. The transcript is spliced from 3 exons. Bases 1 to 1026 code for a protein of 341 amino acids. The record is from RefSeq and is a predicted model, not a curated record.
AUGGCAUCCACCAUCGCGAUUCUCUACCCGGGAGCCAUGGGCGCGGCGCUCGCCACGGUCCUGCACGCGCGCAACCCGUCCCUGCGACUGCUCACGUCCAUCGCCGGCCGGUCGGCGAGCACGCUCGCGCGCGCCGAGGCCGCGGGGCUGGAGAACGUGUCGCUCGCCACGGUCGUCGCCGAGUCGGACAUCAUCUUCUCCAUCCUCCCGCCGUCGGCCGCCGUCGAGCUGGCCACCAGCGUGGCCGCCCUCCUGGCCGCCCACCCCCGGUCCAGCUCCAGCUCCGGCUCCGCCUCUGCGCCCGCCGCACCGGUCUUCGUCGACGCCAACGCCGUGUCCCCCGAGACGCUGGGCAGGAUCGGCGACAUUCUCGGGGAGACGCCGCUCGUCGACGCGAGCAUCAUCGGCCUCCCGCCCCGCCUCGCGGACGGGUACGAGCCGACGCUGUACCUCGCCGCCGACGCGCGGUGGGCCGCGCAGCUGAAAUACGUCGGCGACGCGCUCGGCGGCGACCGCGGCCUGAGUAAAGUCAAGAUCCUGGCCGACGCCGGCGCCGGCGGCGCGAGCGCGCUCAAGAUGUGUUAUGGGGGCCUGGCAAAGGGCACGAACGGUCUUGCGGCGAUCACCGUCCUGGCGGCCAACGCCCACUCGCCCGCGACCGCCAAGGCGUUCAUGGAGGAACUGGCCAGCUCGCGCGCCGACGUGCUCAACUCGCUGAGCUUUACGCUCAACGACAUGCCCAGCAAGGCGUACCGCUGGGUGGGCGAGAUGGAAGAGAUCUCGUCGUUCAUUUCGUCGUCGCUCAACUCGACCGACGCAGGGCUCACGCACCUCGGCCUCGCGGCCGUGUUUGAGCGGCUGGCGGCCGACCUGCGCGCCACGGGCGCGGCGGUGGGCGCGGCGGCAGACGGGCCCGUGGGCGACGCGACGGAGGUGGAUGCGCUGAAGUGGUUUGCGGAUGAGAGUAAGGAGGUGCUCAAGGCGAAGGGGUACGAGGGAAAAACGGCGUACGGCGGGAAGAAGUAG